AUGAUGAAGUCAGAGUUCGAACUAGAACCAGGAUUAUCGCAUUACGGAUGCAUAGUUGAUCUGUUGAGCCGUGACGGGCAGCUUAAGGAGGCCAAUAAAGUUGUUAAAGAGAUGCCGAUGAAGCCUAACGUGAUGGUUUGGGGGAUGUGGAAAGAUGUUGAGAGAGUUAGGAAGUUGAUGAAGAAGAAGAAGGUUGCUAAGAUUCCUGCCUAUAGCUAUGCUUCAACGACAAUUUGA
Messenger RNA from Arabidopsis thaliana (thale cress), 237 nucleotides. Its product is annotated as Pentatricopeptide repeat (PPR) superfamily protein. The record is from RefSeq and is marked reviewed. Gene Ontology annotation, molecular function: RNA binding. The transcript has 2 exons. Gene Ontology annotation, biological process: RNA modification. Bases 1 to 237 code for a protein of 78 amino acids. NCBI's taxonomy places the organism in Eukaryota, Viridiplantae, Streptophyta, Magnoliopsida, Brassicales, Brassicaceae.